AUGAUUGUCAUUCUCUUUUCCUCCUACUUGCAAGAAGCAAGAAGAAAGGAAAAAAGGACAGGCCUCAGCCAGGUGCAGGAGAGAGAUAGAGGGGGGGGAGGGGAGAAGAGAGAANAGCCUGUCGUCAAUAGCAGUAGCAAGAAAGUUGGCAUGAAAAAAUAUUUUCUUUUCUACAUUGGAGAAGGUCCGGCUGGUAUCAAAACCAAUUGGAUAAUGCAAGAAUAUCGUCUCUCCGAUUGUGAUUCUAGCAGCAGUAGAUCAUCCAAACGUAGAGCACAUUCCAAAAUAGAUCAUAGCAAAUGGGUUGUCUGUCGGGUUUAUGAAAGAAGUAGUGACGACGACGACGACGGAACAGAACUCUCGUGCCUGGAUGAAGUCUUCCUAUCCUUGGAUGACCUGGAUGAAAUAAGCUUGCCAAAUUAGAUAUGGAGGAAAAUUGAGAUCUUUAGUGAUGAAGCUUUAUCCAAAUGUAGAAUGACGUCAAUGUUACUAGGGAAAUGGAAUUAUUGUAGCAAGCAAGUGUUCUAUAGUACUUGAUAUGGCAUUAUAUGUUUCUGGAUUUUACUUUUACUCCCUGCUUACAUUUCCAAAGAGUGACCUUCUCUGGGAUAGUGGACCAAACGUUCCGCAAGGAGAGCCACAAAUUAUGUUGGAAAAGAUUAGAUGAAUCGAAAUACAAUUUGCUGGAAAAACCUCUAUUUUUA
Messenger RNA from Theobroma cacao (cacao), 704 nucleotides. The record is from RefSeq and is a predicted model, not a curated record. NCBI's taxonomy places the organism in Eukaryota, Viridiplantae, Streptophyta, Magnoliopsida, Malvales, Malvaceae.